UGCCCACCGAAAAGUCAUCGAUGACGACUUCUUGUAGUUUACCAAUAAACAGUGCUUUAUUUUUUAGCUUUUUUGGCAAAUUCAGCCUUAGCAGUUACCCGCCCACAACCACAACGAUGCCCGCCGCUGACCUCCGCAGCCAGUGAGGAUCUCCCGCCAGAGGAUCUCCGCCGAUCUCCAGAUCUCUAGAGGAUUCGUUUGGUUGCUUAGAUGUUUACAUGUUUGGCUGCCGACGCAGUGGGAAAGCCAAUCAGUUAAUUGCCGCGAUUGCGCCCGAAUAGUCAUACUACACAAAGUCAGAUAAGCCGCCGCGGUUCGGGGCUAUAUAAAAAACAACAACGCACAUACCCAUACCGCUCCCGCUCCAGCAGAAGAAGAAGAAGAAGCAGCCACAAACCAAAAGCGGUACAAGCACAUCGAGCGGUUUCGGGGAAAGCGGACCACCGAAAGAUGACUAAUAGCGCCGAGGGUAACGGGAACCGGCGCAACGUCGACUGGCAGAGAUUCGGACUCGGCGGCGAUGAGGAUGGCGAUGUGACGGUGGCCAGCUUCCGCCAGCGGAGCCACAACAACAACACCGGCGGCUUCGUCGAUCUGGGCAAUGAGUACACAUAUGCGGCUGGUGGCCACCAUGCAUCCGGAGCCAAUGAGAUCUUUGCGGGCGAACAGGGCGACAAGCCCUGGUGGCGCUCGAACUUCUUCAUCUCACAGCCCGUGCUCUUUGGCACCUGGGACGGUGUGUUCACCUCCUGCCUGAUUAACGUGUUCGGCGUGAUCGUUUUCCUGCGUUCCGGUUGGAUUGUCGCGGAGGCGGGCAUCCUGAACGCCGUCCUGAUCAUCUUCUGCACCGUGGUCAUCGCUUUGGUCAGUGUGCUGUCGGCAAUUGGCAUUUGCGAGCGUUGCCGCGUGGAAAGCGGCGGCGUUUACUUCCUGAUAGCCCACACAUUGGGCUCCCGCUUCGGCGGCGCCUUGGGGCUGCUCUACUGCUUCGGCCAGGCGGUGGGAUGCGCCCUAAAUGUCAUGGGAUUUGGAGAGUCCAUGGCCGGACUGGUCGGACUCGAGGACAAUAAGUGGGCCAUCAGGGGCUUCGCCACGGCGGCGGUGCUCCUGCUGGGCAGCAUCAAUGUGGCCGGCGUCAAGUGGGUGAUCAAGCUGCAGUUCAUACUGCUAAUGAUACUGCUCAUCUCGGCGCUGGACUUUAUGGUGGGCAGUUUCACCAACGAGCCCACUGGCGGCUUUAAGGGCUGGGCGAGCGGCAACUUUGUGGAGAACCUGUGGCCCAAAUAUGACGACGGCUAUUCGUGGUUUCGCGUCUUUGGCGUCUUCUUUCCCACCGUCACCGGCGUGCUUUCGGGCAUCAACAUGAGCGGCGACCUGCGCGCCCCCUCCACGGACAUUCCCAACGGCACUUUGGCCGCCUUUGGCACCUCCACAUUCCUGUACUUGGUUUUCGUCCUUUUCCUGGGAGCCACCUGCGAGCGCAAGUUCCUGUACACCGACUACAUGAUCUCCGGCAAGGUGGCUGCCGUGAAUUGCCUGCUGGUGGCGGGCAUCUAUGUGUCCAGCAUGUCAUCCUGUUUGGGUGCCAUGUACGGCACACCGCGCGUCCUUCAGAGCAUCGCCAAGGAGAGCGUCAUCCCGGGCAUCGAUAUUCUGGGCAAGGGCCGUGGUCCCAACAAAGUGCCUUUAUACGCCAUGGCCAUCGUGGCCCUGGUCACCGUCACCUUCAUCAUUGUGGGCGACAUCAAUUUCCUGGCCCCCAUCGUCACCAUGCCCUUCCUGCUGACCUACGCCUGCAUUGACUACGCCUACUUUGCUUUGGCGCAGACCUUUGACAUCCAGGAGCAACGCGAGGAGCGCUUCCGCAUCCAGGCCUCGAGUCCCAGCUACGAAACGCGUCGCUACGGCAGUGUUUCGGACACGGGCAACGAUCUGGAUUUGCUCUUUCCCGAUCGGGUGCGCCACAAGAACCUGCAGAGUCCGCAGAACUCACCGCUGCACCAGACAGCUCCGCUGGAGUUCAACACGAAUGCGGAGGGGCCCAGCACCUCCAGCCAGGCGCAGGUGACGUCGCGGAGCCUGGGUGAGAACACACUGGUGGCCGUGGAGCCCACGCCGGGACAGGCUGCCGUCCUGGAGCAGGAUCAGGAGCAGGGCCAAGGCGAUGAGACCGAACCGAUAGCCCCAAUCCGUCCGCCCAUUCACUCCAAGACGAAAAAUUGGUACUCCGGCUACUGCAACCGAUGGGCUUCGCUGCUGGGGGCCUUCACCAAGCUACUGGUCAUGUUGCUGGUUAACUGGUACUACGCCCUCACCUGCUUUUUAGUCGUGUUCGUUGUGUGGUUCUAUGUGGGCACAGCCAAUCCAGCUGUAAAGCCUGGACUCACUGCGGAGUUUAACUUCUUCGCCUGGCUGAAGAGCGUCAUAUUCCGGUGCUUCGGCAAACGGAUGAACGAGUACGAACAGAUCGUGGUGACGCCCUCGUGUCCCGGCGUCGAUCUCUCGCCCACGCAGCUCAACGAGCAGAACGAGGACUUCCGCCCGCGGCCCAACUAUCACCAUUCGUCCGUCAUCGAAGGCCGACUCAUCGAUGAUAUAUAGGAACUGGGUGAAGAUGAUGGGGCGGUCGUGGCUGUGGAAAUUCUCUAAGCAAAGCAAAGCAACCAAACUAAACUACAAACCUUAUACGAUGUACUAUAUGUGUUUUUGUAAGCCAGCAAGGAUCAGUCUUUCCCAAUCUCGGUUUUGGUCUGUUUUUUUGCUUUGUUUUUCAAAACAUUUUAGUGACACGUUGUUGAGUUUUUUUUUGUAUACAAAUUGAGAUCGUUACAGAUUAGAUAAGGAAAUUUCAUUAGGCUAUUUUAUAAGAUUAUGAGGUCUUUCGGUAAUUAUCAACUUUUGCAAAUCAAUUAAUUGUAAAUUAUUCCGUAUUAUUAGAUCAAAAAAAAGUUAUGGAUGUGGAGGCUUUUAUUUUUGGACCACAGCCGCCCCCCGACCACGCCCCUGCCCACACGCACACACCCAUCACUGCACACACAGAGAAAAC
Molecule: messenger RNA, 3046 nt
Organism: Drosophila takahashii
Lineage: Eukaryota; Metazoa; Arthropoda; Insecta; Diptera; Drosophilidae
Product: solute carrier family 12 member 8
Biological process (GO): cell volume homeostasis; potassium ion homeostasis; chloride ion homeostasis
Cellular component (GO): membrane
Molecular function (GO): potassium:chloride symporter activity
Source: RefSeq, a predicted model, not a curated record